This is a messenger RNA of Notechis scutatus (mainland tiger snake), 809 nucleotides long. The record is from RefSeq and is a predicted model, not a curated record. NCBI's taxonomy places the organism in Eukaryota, Metazoa, Chordata, Lepidosauria, Squamata, Elapidae.
AUGGACUUGCUGCUGCUGCCGGGAGGCUCGGGGGGCGCCUUUUGGCUGCUCAACACCGUCCUGGAGCGCCUGGUGCCGCCGCCCUCCCCGGAGCCGCCUUUCCGAUGGAAGUGGCGCAACAUUUGGACUUCGCUUGCCCACAGCCUGCUGAGCGGCUCCUGGGCCCUCCUCGGGUUCUACUUCUACCCCGCGAUGGGCGAGGAUCUCAUCGACCAGUUCUCGCCCUCCGCGCACUGCCUCCUGGGGAUCUCCAUCGGGUAUUUUGUGCAGGACUUCUUGGACAUGAUAUGUAACCAGAAGCUUCAGAAAUGUUGGGAGCUGCUCUUCCAUCACUUUGUGGUGAUUGUUUGUUUUGGCUUUGCCUUCCUGGUUCGUCGCUUUGUGGGUUUCGCUAUGGUGGCUCUGCUCGUAGAGAUCAACUCCAUCUUCCUACACCUGCGGACGAUCCUGAGGAUGGCUGGCUUGGUCAACACUGCCUCCUUCCGCCUUGCCAGCCUCGUCAACCUUGGUACCUACCUGGUGUUCCGUAUCCUGAUCUUGGCCUGGAUGAGCCGCUGGCUGGCCCUAAACGGGGAGAACGUCCCGGCGGUCCCCUAUGCCAUGGGCACAGUGGGCAUGGCCAUCAUGCUGCCCAUCAACGUUGUCCUCUUCUACCGCCUGCUACGCAGCGACUUCCUCCCGUCCCACAAGUAGCAGCCCCCUGCCAGCACCAGGGGAAGGGAGAGCGGCCAAGCAGGCAGAGGGAGGGGGGUUUCCCCAGCUUCUCGGGAGCCCCCCUGCUGCCGAGCGAUGCAGAGACGGGAGCAGGG